AUUGAAAACAGACCCUCAUACUUUGUGUUUAAGUGUAUGCGUGAGCUCUCAGCACCCUGCGCCGCUAUUAUUGACACACCUUCUCUUCACCCCAGACCGCACUUUAUUCCAUUGCAUUUUCCAUUUUUCCCCCGUUUGGCAGCGAACGCCGUCUGCACAGAGAGCUCGUUUAGCGCUGAAAAGAAUUUUCUCUCCUCGUUUUUGUUUCUUCUUCUUCUUUUCUCCUCUUCAGCUGCAUGGGCACUUUCAUUGUGAGGGCUGCCAAAAUCCAUCUCAUUUCCCUGCGGCUUGUGUUUUCAGCGAAUACAGAAACAGGCGACUGUUGCUGAGGAGUUCUGGCCGGGAUUUCGUGUUGUUUUGUGUUUCUUCAGGUCCACCAAAAAACGUCUGGACGACAGAUCUGCACACGGCAGAGAUGUGGGGUUUACUAGCGAGUGAGUGAACCCUGCUGUGGUCAUUUGACUAAAUAAACAGAUCUGCUGGCCAGCCUCCUCUCCGUCUGGGACCCCGGAGACUGCAGCUUUAGCUCCAUCCCUCCCUCUCGCAGCUGUACGAGAGACCACUACUAAACGCCAGAGAGUUGGACACUGUUGCUCACACGUACAGAGACGCAGACGAGGAGAGAAGUUAACAAGAAGAGGCUUUUCCUAGACAUGCUUUAGAUCCAAACGUCAAGAAUUGAAUGUGUCCUGGUCCGGAAGAAAGCAUGAAGAGUUUGACUAUCAGCCACGUAGACUUCACUGCCAUCACAACAGGUCUGGUUCUGCUCUGUCUGGGCGCUUCAGGUCUGGAGCUCAGUCCCAGCGCUCCACAGAUCAUCCUGUCCAUCAACUCAUCCUCCAUCAUCACCUGCUCCGGCUGGAGUAAUGUCACCUGGCGCUUCAGGCGGGAUGAGAACGUCCCAGAUUUCCGCACCCAGGACCUCAGCGCCACCUCCAGCGUCCUGCAUCUGGAGCAGGUGACCUGGAGACACACCGGGGUUUAUGUGUGCACCGAGAAGAAGACCAAUGAAUCCAGAGAGGUGGCCGUCUUUGUGCCUGACCCUGACGUGUGGUUCUUGGAGAAUGAGCACGUGAUGGUGACUAAGACACGAGAGGAAGGCACGAUCCCGUGUCUGGUGACGAACCCCUCGAUAAACGUCACACUGUACGAGCGGGACACCGAAAUGGCAGUGGAGGGCUCUUAUAACCCCAGCGUGGGCUACAGCGCCGCCCUAGAUGACAGAACCUACAUAUGCAAAGGAGAGCUGAAUGGAGAGGAGAGAGAGUCCAUCCUCUUCUACGUCUUCAGUAUACUGGCUCCCGAGGCUUUGGAUCCCUACAUCAACGCCUCCAAAACGGUCCUAAAGCAGGGCGAGACGCUCAACGUCAACUGCACCGUUCACGGCGUGGAGCUCGUCUACUUCUCCUGGGAUUUUCCCAACAAAGACGUGGGAGGCAUCGAGCCCCUGACGGACGUCCUGUCCUCCAUGAGCAUGAGGUCGUGUCUGAACAUCACAGACGUCUCUCUGGACAGAUCUGGACAGUAUGUUUGUCAUGUUCAUGAGGGGGUGCAGGACCAGAGAGCUUCAGCCAGCAUCAACAUCACUGUACUGGAGAAGGGUUUUGUGUCUCUGACUCCUCCUCUGGACAGAAACAUCUCUGCGCAACUCGGAGAAAAUGUGGAGCUGAAGGUGGAGAUCGAGGCAUAUCCCAAACCCACAGUCCAGUGGAGAAAAGACGGCGCUGUUAUCAGAGGACACAGCAUGAGGGAGGAGCACGAGACGCGGUUUGUCAGCACAUUGACCCUGGUCAGGACUCGACUGCAGCAGAUGGGUCUCUACAAAGUCACCGUCCGCAAUGAAGAUUCCCUCAAAGAGAUGACCUUUGACCUGGAGGUGAAAGUUCCUCCACAGAUAACGGAGUUGUCAGAUCAUCACCUGCCGGAGAAGAAGCAUGCAGUGACCUGUGUGGCAGAAGGAGUGCCUAAACCCAGCAUUCAGUGGUUCAGCUGCGACAGCAUGACCAGGUGCAGUAAUAGAAGUGCGGUAUGGAGCCCUCUAGUGGAGGAUCCAGAGAGCGUCACCAUCCAGACUAAUGUCACCUACAACAACACUCGCAAGAUCCACCAGGUGCUCAGUCAGGUGACGCUGGUCCGACCGCAGCUGCUCACCAUCCGCUGUGAGGCCAGCAAUGAGAGAGGAGCCCGAGCCCGGGACAUCAGACUGGUCAACAGCACGCUGUUCUCUCAGGUAGCUGUUCUGGCCGCUGUCCUAGCGCUGGUGGUCAUCGUCAUCAUCUCCAUCAUCAUCCUCAUCGCUGUGUGGAGGAAGAAGCCACGGUAUGAAAUCAGGUGGAAGGUGAUUGAAUCGGUCAGUUUGGAUGGACACGAGUACAUCUACGUUGACCCCAUUCAUCUGCCCUAUGACCUGGCCUGGGAGAUGCCACGCGACAGUCUGGUGCUGGGUCGUACAUUGGGUUCUGGAGCAUUCGGUCGUGUUGUCGAGGCAACAGCGUAUGGUCUUGGCAUUUCCCAGUCAGCCACUAAAGUGGCAGUGAAAAUGCUCAAAUCAACGGCCCGCAGAAGCGAGACACAAGCGCUGAUGUCUGAACUCAAGAUCAUGAGUCAUCUGGGUCCUCACAUCAACAUCGUCAACCUGCUGGGCGCCUGCACAAAACAAGGUCCAUUAUAUUUGGUGACAGAAUACUGCCGAUAUGGAGAUCUGGUGGACUACUUGCACAGAAACAAACACAGCUUCCUCCAGAACUUCGCCGAUAAAAACCACAUCGCCAACGGCACUCAGAUCUGCAACGACAGUGACAGUGGGAAAGAGUAUGUGUCGUUCGGCAGUGAGUGUGAUGGAGGUUAUAUGGACAUGACCAAAGACGAGCAGACUGAAUACGUCCCGAUGCAGGAGCUCACGGACACUAUCAAGUACGCAGACAUCCAGCCUUCCCCCUACGAGUCUCCAUACCAGCAGGACAUCUACCAGGAGCAAGGUCACAGAGUGGAUCAUUCUCUGGUCAUCAGUGAUUCUCCGGUUCUCAGCUACACUGAUCUGGUUGGUUUUAGUUACCAGGUGGCCAAAGGCAUGGAGUUCCUUGCCUCAAAGAACUGUGUCCAUCGAGAUCUGGCCGCAAGAAACGUCUUGAUCUGUGAAGGCAAACUGGCCAAGAUCUGUGACUUUGGCCUUGCCAGAGACAUCAUGCAUGACAACAACUACAUCUCCAAAGGCAGUACGUUUCUUCCGCUGAAGUGGAUGGCGCCCGAGAGCAUUUUUCAUAACCUGUACACGACUCUGAGUGACGUCUGGUCUUACGGCAUCUUACUGUGGGAGAUCUUCACCCUUGGAGGGACCCCGUAUCCAGACCUGCCAAUGAAUGAGUUGUUUUACAGCGCCCUGAAGAGAGGAUACCGCAUGGCCAAACCCUCCUAUGCCUCUGAGGAAAUAUAUGAGGUCAUGAGGAAAUGUUGGGAUGAGAAGUACGAGAAGCGGCCUGAGUUCUCCUUUUUGGUGCACACCAUGGGGAACAUGCUCUCAGACGCAUAUAAAAAGAAAUACUCUCAGGUGAACGACAGUUUUUUAAAGAGCGAUCACCCAGCGGUGGCUCGCAUGAAGCCGAGGGUCCCGACUCCAUUCCCUGGAGCCUUUUCUCCUCAAUCUCCAACACCAGAGCUGACCCCGCGCCCACAGAUCGACGGAGAUGCAGAGGCUCCACACAACGAGUACAUCAUCCCCAUCCCUGAUCCCAAACCAGAGGAAGAAGCCCAGGACGAGCCGACGGCCACAGAAAUCCCCUCGAGCUCCUUCAGCUCUGACGAGGAGACAGUGUCUAUGGAGGCCCCGAGCACUGAACCCGAGCGCGAGGAGCUGCUGACCGAACAUUCUGGAAGUCCAGAAGUGGAGGAGAGCUUCCUGUGACACAUAUUCCUCUUCCUGUUAUCAUGACGUAACAUCCUUAAUGUAUAUUUGAGCAGGUUUCUUCAACAACUGUUGAUAAAUGCAGCGAGGGAAAUUAGUAUUGAACACGUCACCAUUUUUCUCAGGAAACAUAUUUCUAGGUGCUGUUGAUUUGAAAUUUUCACCAGAUGUUGAUAACAACCAAAGAAAUCCAUAUAUGCAAGGGAAACAAAAUUAAUUAGUUUACAAAUGAAGUUAUGUGUAAUAAAAUGAAAUUAUGCAGGGAAAAAGUAUUGAACACAUGAAGAAAGGGAGGUGUAGAAAUGCAGUGAAAGCCCAGACAGCAGCUGAAAUCUCUCAACAGUUCUUCAGUAA
Molecule: messenger RNA, 4255 nt
Organism: Danio aesculapii
Lineage: Eukaryota; Metazoa; Chordata; Actinopteri; Cypriniformes; Danionidae
Gene: pdgfrb
Product: platelet-derived growth factor receptor, beta polypeptide
Exons: 24
Coding region: 683-3901 (1072 amino acids)
Biological process (GO): multicellular organism development; positive regulation of kinase activity; positive regulation of smooth muscle cell migration
Cellular component (GO): signaling receptor complex
Molecular function (GO): ATP binding; platelet-derived growth factor beta-receptor activity; platelet-derived growth factor binding
Source: RefSeq, a predicted model, not a curated record